GGUUUUCCUGUCCUGAUGAAGGACGCAGCUAAUUCCACUCAGCUUUAAGACGCAGAUAUCAACAAUAAGUAAAGUGAAACGGGCAGGCUUCUGCCAGUCACUUGUGUUCAGCUUUGAUUCACCUGGCCCCCUAAACACAAGAGGUUAGGAAUAAUAAAAGACUAAGGCUUUAAGUUCACAAGUGACGUAACUGGAAUGUCAACGUAAUUGAAAACCACGGGUAUAAGUUGACUGUAGAAGAUAUUUAGCUUCAGUUCGAUGGUUGGGGCUGCUCUGACAGCAGUGUUAUAAACACGUUAGACUGAAACAUUACACCCAGUUUCAAAGUCAAGCAACACACAUAACAAAAAGGACAUGAACACUUGGCUAGAACUACCUGUAGAACUUAAUUGUCAGCCAGAGUGCUGAGCAGAAAUGAAACCUUUGAACAGAGAGCUGCCUCCGACCCCCAAGAACGACACGGACAAAGAUACCAGCAUCUUAGAGCAAGGAUAUUCCAAAAUCUCAGAAGUAGAUAAACAUGACGGUAACUUGUAUGACGCAUUGGUUUAUCAAGAGAACACUAGAGAUACGAAUCAGAGACUUCAGAAAAUAGAAGAAGCACAAAAGAGUCUAUCCCAGGAAUUGAAACUCAGUUUCCAGAGCCUAGUACUAGAGAUCCAGAAACUCCAUAAAACUGUGGAGGAUAUCAAAACUCUGAAUGUCAGUGUACAGAAACAAAUUAUAACCUCGACCUCCGUGACAGUAAAUCAAGUGGCAUUAUUAAAGAAACAAUUCUUGGACACGUCUGAUCACCUGAAAGAGAACAUUUCCAAGAUUAGAUCUUCCUCCGCGCUGAAACAAAUAGGAUUCGAAUCUUUUGAGCCAGAAAAAUAUGAGCCCAAAACGAGGCAUACUUUCAGCUGGGACAUUCAGCGCGUGGACAAUCUGCUGAAGUCCCAGGGCCAAGUCUCGAGCCAGUCGUACCUGAUAGGAAACAUUAACUACAAAGUGCUGGGAGGGGUCAAUUUCAUGAAAGACGGAAGUUUGUCCGUGUACCUCGUUGGCGAGUCCAUUCAUCCACACGACGACGUCCAGAUGUCAACGCGAGGGCGGUUCAGUUGCACGGUGUCCGUGACGGAUCGUACUGGGACUAUGAUGGAUUGGAUAGUUGGCAAAAUUUCCGGGAAUUUUUUCAAGGCAAAGAUGUGGAUAGUUGGCAGCGUCCACAAAAAUGACCUAAAGAAUAAAGGUUAUAUGAUGCAGGGGAAACACAUCAAAUUAAUAUUUACAAUUGAUUUAUUGAACUAAACAGAGUUCUAACACUUAUGUAUAGAUAUAUGUGUGUGUGUGUGUAACGAGAGAAAAAGAGAAAAGAGAGAAAAAGAAAAAGAGAUUGAAUUAAGGAUAAACUGCAUUUAGAUUUUUCGGCAAUUCGUAUAUUUUUGUAAUAAAGCCGUAGUUAUCAGAA
Biomphalaria glabrata is the source of this 1450-nucleotide messenger RNA. RefSeq lists its product as uncharacterized. The record is from RefSeq and is a predicted model, not a curated record. Lineage: Eukaryota; Metazoa; Mollusca; Gastropoda; Planorbidae. The transcript has 4 exons. Bases 415 to 1290 code for a protein of 291 amino acids.